Lodderomyces pseudojiufengensis is the source of this 1311-nucleotide messenger RNA. RefSeq lists its product as uncharacterized. The transcript has a single exon. NCBI's taxonomy places the organism in Eukaryota, Fungi, Ascomycota, Pichiomycetes, Serinales, Debaryomycetaceae. Bases 1 to 1311 code for a protein of 436 amino acids. The record is from RefSeq and is a predicted model, not a curated record.
AUGAAUAACAAAGAAUCUACUGAUACAUCAUUCACGGAAACGAAUAAUUCAAAGCUGAACAAACGAAAAGGUUUACUAGAGGAUGAUUUUUUCUCAUUAAGUGGUGGUCCAUUAGGUUCAAGAAAGAAAAAGAAGACAAAAACCAAGUUACUGCCAAAAUCAAGCUCACCGACUUCAAAUAAUCCUGAUUUAUCGAUACACAUACAAACAGAAGAACCUGUCGCUGUAAAAACAGAAUCUUUCACGGAAACUAAAUUAAUAACACCAAAAUCAUCCUUUACAGAAACUAAAGACUCGGAGACAACGAUUAAAACUAAUUCACCCACAGUCCUAGAUAAAGAAAAAAUGAGAAGAGAGAUCGAAUCGCAAAUAAAUUUGAAGAGAGAUCCAAAACAAGCUUCAGCUCCAGUACUAGACGAUUCAGAUGACUCAGAUGAUGAUUUGAUUCCAAGAAAUAAAAGAUCACCUUCAAUACCAUCAGCAUCACCAUCAACAAAUACCAAUGAAUCAUCCACUGAAUACAAGUUUACAGAGGCAAAUGAAAAGAAAAGAAAAUACAUCAUCAGAGUUACAACAAAAUUACCAGUUCCGGAAAAUGUGACUGCUCAAGUUGACCUUGGUUGUAAGGGACUUAAAUCAUUUGCAAAAAUUUUGGAGUCUUCAGUUGAAUUUUUUAAAAAGACUUAUGAGAAACUGCUACCUCAAGUAUAUUUAGAUCGAUACAACAAGGAGUAUAGUAGUUUGGUAUGGCUCGAGGGUAAAACCUUGAUUCACUCCUUUUAUUCACCAAAGACUUUAAGAAUCCCACCACCAGGAGGUCAAUUCAAUUCAUUAGUUGAUAAAAUUGAAACAUUGAGUCCGACAUUAGUUCUGGUGCUAUUAAUACCUAGGACCAAUAGUGAGAAUUUUAUGCAUGUUUUUCCUGAAUUUAGCAAAGAACCUGAAGUGGAAGAACCGCCUUCAGUUGAUAUAAUCGAGAAAGAAGACAUUGAGGAGUCAAGUAGUGAAGAUGAAGCUGAUCCAAACAUUAUGCCGGACGAGCCAUCAAAUGCAGAGGCAAUUGAAGUCGAAGAUGGAGUCUUUUCGGUCGGUUUAAAGGGUAAAGAUAAUAAGAAAAUAUCGUGCAAAGUUACACCUGAUACGAAACUAAAAAACCUUUUAGCAUUCUAUAUACAAAAAAAAGGUUUAGUGGUUUCUGAGGACAAAAUACAAAAUGCCAGAUUGAUUUUUGAUGACGAGGAAAUGAAUUUGAACGAAACAGUUGGUGACACGGAACUUGAAGACGAUUUUGAAAUUCAAGUUAUCAUAUAA